CACCUCGGCAACACCCUCUCGUCGUCGCACCCGCCCUCGACGCCGACGACGACCUCGGCCUCGAGUUCAAGGCUCUCCCCGCCGGCUCACACACCGUCUCCUCGGACAUUGUAUACUUCUCCAUCCCGCCCUCGCUUACAUCUCCCUCUACCCGCUACGGUGCAGCGGCCUAUGCUCGUCGCGAGCACCCGCUGGUCCCUCGCGGCGCUGUCACCGCUGCCGUCGGCGUCAUCGCUCCAUCCUACGCCCGCCUGCAUCUCUUCCUCCCCUUCCUUGUCUCGUCGGUCCAGUACCACAUCGAUGCUCUACUGGCAGUUGCUCUUGCCAAGGUGAGCAGUCCGUCGCCGCCACAGGAGCUUGCACAACCCGCGCUACUGGAUGAGCCGGCUUCAGCUGCCCCGGCUCCGCUCAUCGAUUUCGAGCCAGCCGAGCCGGGCGCACCAGCCGCUUCCGCUAAGGCCGCGGGCAAGGCUAAUGCCGAGGACGACUCGAACUCGGUCUCGUCAGCGAUCUCCGAAGACACGCCGCCAAUGGAUGCGCGGCCCACGCCGGCUGCCACGCUUGCCAGCCACCAGGGCGAAGCGCUUGCCGCACAGCUCGAGGCCUACCUGGCCACUCUCCUUGUCGACAACGCUGACGACGCCGCAGAUGGGGAUGAGGGGGCCUCAUCGUCGCUCCAGCCCAUUUCUGACCCGCUUGGCCCUCUCGUCUCGCAGCAGGACCAACUGACGGCUGUCAACCCAGUGGCUCGCUUUGAGAACUUUGUCCGCUACUUUGGCCCCUCCAUCUUUGUCCUGUGGAAAGCCAUGCUCCUUAAGAAGCGCAUUCUGUUCUUUUCACGGCCACCCAUCGAAGUUGUCUGCUUCCGAGUCUUCUUUGCCUGCCUCCUCGCCCAUCACGACAUUCCCAUGGUCUUUGACAUGGCGCUCAAUCCGCUCUUCUACGUCUCGGUCGCUGACAUUGACCAGCUUGAGCAGUACGCCGCCGACCGCACUCCGUUUGUCGCCUGUACCACCGAAGCCAUCUUUGCCGAGAAGCCGGCCCUUUACGACGUUUACGUCAACAAUCAGACUGUUGUGCUCGCCAAUCCCGACACCGAUGCAAAGGCCCUUGCCCUCACCCACGCUGACCGCGCCCGCUACCGCUAUCUGGUCCGCGCAUCCAACUCGGGCGAGCUGGGCUCCAUGACAGACUUUGUUCGUCGCACCAACAACACACUCCUGCGUGACCUCAAUGAGCUGGCCACAAACCGCCGCGGCGCCGCUGAGCGUGCUGCUCUCCACGCCUCGCUCUUCCCCGACGAGCUCUCGCUCUCGCCUCAGGACGCGCCGUUCGUGCGCGCCUUUUGCGCUCUGCACGACAUUGACAUCGACGUCAUCGGCAAGGCCGGUCUGCGCUGCUGCGGUACGCUCUUUGGCCGCUAGACUUUCACAUCCAUGCCGUCCGC
Messenger RNA from Thecamonas trahens ATCC 50062, 1447 nucleotides. RefSeq lists its product as uncharacterized. The record is from RefSeq and is a predicted model, not a curated record. The transcript has a single exon. The annotation marks the transcript as partial. Gene Ontology annotation, cellular component: cytoplasm. Lineage: Eukaryota; Apusomonadida; Apusomonadidae.